Molecule: messenger RNA, 6362 nt
Organism: Lepidothrix coronata (blue-crowned manakin)
Lineage: Eukaryota; Metazoa; Chordata; Aves; Passeriformes; Pipridae
Gene: COL18A1
Product: collagen type XVIII alpha 1 chain
Exons: 42
Coding region: 130-5379 (1749 amino acids)
Source: RefSeq, a predicted model, not a curated record
CUGGAGCUUGGGAGGAGAAAGCGAUGUGAGUGCUCCGGGGAGUCUGGCUGGGGCAAAACUCCUGCCUCUUCCCUCCUUUCCUUCCUCCAUUUUGCUCUUGGAGGCAACAGAGCUCCUUUUCCCUUUCCAAUGGCCCAACCUUCCUUGGGGUUUCUACUCCUCCUGGCUAGCUGCUUCUCCUCCUCUGAAACGCAAUUCCUGGACUGGAUUUGGGACAGCACGAAGACCACUGGAAGCCCAGCAACACCCAGCAAGGGAAUCCCAGCCUCAGAGCCACUACCCUCAGCGGCAGCUCCUGCUCCCAGCCUGUCCCCAGGGACGUGGGGUGAUGAGAUGGUGAGGAAUGUCACCACCCCACAGCAGCAGGAGCCAGAUCCUGGUACAGCAGCGCCUACGGGUGAGGGGACCGCAGCCAAAACCACAGAGCAGUGGGACAGGAAUGUCUCAGGGCUGAUGGAGAGCAUGGCACAGCCCAGCAUCGCUCCUCCUCACAGCACCUCACCUGCCCCUGGGCAGGAUGUGGUCGGCAGCUCCACUGAAGACCCACAGCUGCCUGGAAUGGGGACCACCAAGGACAUGCAGCUCCUGGGGUCAGGGACCACUGAAGACCCACAGCUCCUGGGGUUGGGUACCACCAAGUCCCCACAGCUCCUGGGGUCAGGGACGACUGAGGACCUGCAACUCCUGAGGAUGGGGACCACCAAGGACCAGCAGCUUUUGGAGUUAGGUACCACUGAGUCCCCACAGCUCUUGGAGAUGGGAAAUACAAAGGACCCACAGCUCCUGGGAACAGGGGCCACUGAGGACCUGCAGGUCCUUAGGGCAGGGAGCAACAAGGAUCUGCAACUCUUGAGGGCGGGGACCACCGAGCACCCACAGGUCCUGGGGAUUAGGAAUACCAAGGACCCACAGCUCCUGGGGACAUGGACCACCAAGGACCCACAGUUCCUGGGGAUGAGGACCACUGAAGACCCACAGCUCAUGGGGACAGGGACUGCCGAGAAUCUGCAGCUCCUGGGGAUAGGGACCACUGAGGACCUAGAGCUCCUGGGGAUGAGGAACACCGAGGACCCACAGCUCCUGAGGACAGUGACUACUGAGGACCCACAGCUCCUGGGGAACACUGAGGACCCACAGCUCCUGAGGACAGUGACCACUGAGGACCCACAGCUCCUGGGGAACACUGAGGACCCACAGCUCCUGAGGACAGUGACCACUGAGGACCCACAGCUCCUGGGGAACACUGAGGACCCACAGCUCCUGAGGACAGUGACCACUGAGGACCCACAGCUCCUGGGGAGAGUGACCACCGAGGACCCACAGCUCCUGAGAACAGGGACCAUCGAGAACUCGGAGCUCCUGGGGACAGGGACCCCCACAGCAAUGGAGACAUGGAUGUCCUUGCAGAGACCAGGAGGUCCCCAGCCAGAGAACCUGAGUGCCGAGGUCAGCCUCCUGGAGCUCAUCGGAGACCCGCCACCGGAGGAGAUCCUCAAAAUUUAUGGCCCUGACAACAACCCUGGCUAUGUCUUCGGUCCCAAUGCCAACACGGGCCAGGUGGCCCGGUACCACCUGCCAAGCCCUUUCUACCGGGACUUCUCCCUCCUGUUCCACAUCCAGCCCACCACCCCCCGGGCCGGUGUGCUCUUUGCCAUCACGGACUCCUCGCAGAGCAUCAUCUACGUGGGCGUCAAGCUCUCGGAGCUGCGGGCAGGCAAGCAGCAGAUCAUCUUCUAUUACACGGAACCGGGCUCGCCCAGCUCGUAUCCGGCAGCCACCUUCACCGUGCCCACCUUGCUCAACCAGUGGACACGCUUUGCCAUCAGCGUGGAGGAGGAUGAAGUCAUCCUCUACUUGGACUGCGAGGAGCAUGAGCGGGUCCACUUUGAGCGCUCCCCAGACGAGAUGGAGCUGGAAGAUGGCUCCGGGCUCUUUGUUGCUCAGGCUGGAGGGGCUGACCCGGAUAAAUACCAGGGGGUCAUUGCCGAUUUGAAGCUGCGAGGGGACCCGCGGGCGGCAGAGCGCCAGUGCGAGGAAGAGGAGGAUGACACGGAGCUCUCCGGUGAUUUCGGCAGUGGGGCAGAAGGUGGACACCAACCCUCGGGGAAGGUCGGGGGUGUCCCAGGGCUGGUGGAUGCUGUCCCUGUCACCUCUCCCCCCGUGGCGGGGGGCAGCGGGCCGAGGAGCAGUGGGGGGUCCCCGCAGCAAGCUGAGAGGACCAGAGCAGAGGAGACCCUGCGGGUCUCCAUGGGAGGCACCGGCCUCAAAGGUGAAAAGGGGGAGAAGGGCGAACGUGGCUUGAAAGGGGACUCAGGGACUGGUGGUAUCAUGGGGACAAGCAGUGUCAAGGGCCAAAAGGGGGAGAAGGGAGACCUGGGCAUCAAGGGCAGUGCUGGAUUUGGCUACCCUGGCUCUAAGGGCCAAAAAGGGGAACCAGGUGACCCCGGCCCACCCGGGACCCUCUCUCGGCACACUGAUGGUUCAGUGGUGGAGCAGGUCACUGGUCCCCCAGGGCCACCAGGGAAAGAUGGAGCCCCUGGCAGGGAUGGCGAGCCCGGAGAUCCUGGUGAGGACGGCAAACCUGGUGAUAUGGGGCCCCAGGGGUUCCCCGGGAUGCCGGGAGAGCCGGGUCUGAAGGGGGAGAAGGGUGACCCAGGCAUGGGGCCAAGGGGACCCCCUGGACCACCUGGCCCCCCAGGACCACCAGGACCCUCCUCCAAGAAUGACAAGCUGACCUUCAUUGACAUGGAGGGCUCUGGCUUCGGCGGUGACCUGGAGAGCCUGCGGGGUCCGCGUGGGCCACCCGGUCCCCCAGGGCCACCUGGCGUGCCUGGUUUGCCAGGGGAACCAGGACGAUUCGGGAUGAACCGCACGGACCUGCCAGGACCACCGGGGCUGCCAGGCAGGGAUGGGAUCCCUGGACCCCCAGGGCCAGCGGGUCCUCAGGGUCCUCCAGGAAGAGACGGGGAGGCUGGGCAGCCAGGGCCCAAAGGAGAGCGGGGUGACGUGGGUGACCUCGGCCUCCCCGGUGUACCGGGACCCAAGGGCAACAAAGGAGAAAUGGGACCAGCAGGACCGCCGGGAGAAAUGGGUUUAGCUGGCCUUCCUGGGCCCAUCGGACCCCGAGGGCAGCCAGGGCCUCCCGGGCCCCCGGGACCGCCAGGGCCAGGCUACGAGGCUGGAUUUGGUGACAUGGAGGGCUCGGGGCUGUCAUUCACCCCUGGACCACCUGGACCUGAAGGGCCACAGGGGCUGCCAGGACUGCCAGGGGCGAAGGGAGAGGUCGGCAGCCCUGGACAGCCCGGCUUGCCAGGCCCGAAGGGAGAUGCUGGCAUGCCUGGUGUGGAUGGACGUCCUGGCCUGGAGGGCUUCCCUGGACCACAGGGACCCAAAGGUGACCAAGGCAGCCCUGGUGAGAAGGGAGAGCGAGGACAAGAUGGUGUGGGGCUGCCCGGCCCCCCAGGGCCACCCGGUCCCCCUGGACAGGUCAUCACUCUCUCAAGUGAAGAUAAGUCUUUGGUGGCUUUUCCUGGUCCAGAGGGCAGACCAGGCCACGCCGGCUUCCCGGGUCCAGUGGGACCAAAAGGAGACCAGGGGUCAACUGGUCCCCAGGGCUCCCCAGGGUUGAAGGGGGAGAAGGGGGAACCCGGUGUCAUCAUCAGCCCUGAUGGGACCGUGGUCACCGCAAAGGUGAAAGGAGAAAAGGGGGAGCCGGGGCUGCAGGGGCCAAUGGGACCAUCAGGUCCCCCAGGACAAGCAGGGAUGAAGGGAGAGAUCGGCUUUCCAGGCAGACCCGGACGUCCUGGCAUGAAUGGGCUGAAGGGUGAGAAGGGUGACCCCGCAGAUGUGCUGGGCUUGCGGGGUCCCCCAGGACCCCCAGGACCUCCUGGGCCCCCUGGGCCCCCUGGCAGCAUAGCCUACAACAGUGGCAAUACCUUCAGUGACUCCAGCCAUCCUGCACUGCCAGCGUUUCCUGGUCUCCACCAGUUCCCAGGACAGAAGGGAGAGAAAGGUGAUGCCGGACCCCCAGGGCCCCCAGGGCACUUCCCCUAUGACCUGACUCACUUUGGCACCAACCUGCGGGGUGACAAGGGAGAUGCAGGUCCCAAGGGUGAGAAGGGUGAGCCGGGCAGCACCCCACUCUACAAUCCCAGUGUUUCCGGGCUGCCAGGGCCUCCAGGGCCCCAGGGAUACCCUGGGCUGCCAGGUCCCAAGGGGGAUAGUAUUGUCGGGCCACCAGGGCCUCCUGGACCUCAGGGUCCCCCUGGUAUUGGAUAUGAGGGGCGGCAGGGCCCCCCUGGCCCUCCCGGCCCCCCUGGUCCACCCUCCUUCCCAGGUCCCCACAGACAAGCUAUCAGCAUCCCUGGACCCCCAGGACCACCAGGACCCCCUGGACCACCAGGCACUAGCGGGUUAUCCUUGGGGCUCCGUGCCAUGCCAACAUACCAGGUGAUGCUGAGUGCUGCACACGAGCUGCCCGAGGGCAGCCUCAUCUUCCUGACUGACCGGCAAGAGCUCUACGUCCGCCUGCGCGGGGGCUUCCGACGGGUGCUGCUGGAGGAGCACAACCUGAUCCCCAGUUCAGCUCUGGACAACGAGGUGUACGACAAGCCGCCCACCCUCCACUACGCUGGCACCCAGCCCCACGGGCCCCUGCACCCCCUCCGUAACCAUGUCCCCCCCGCCACUGCCCGACCCUGGCGUGGGGAUGAGGUGGUGGCCAACCAGCACCGCCUGCCUGAGCAACCCCUGCUCCACCACCAGGACGAGCUCCUCAACAGCUACUACAUCCACCGCCGGCCGGAUCCGGCUCCCGUGGCUGCCCACGUGCACCAGGACUUCCAGCCUGCUCUUCACCUGGUGGCCCUGAACACCCCCCUCAGUGGCGGCAUGCGUGGCAUCCGGGGCGCUGAUUUCCAGUGCUUCCAGCAAGCCCGGCAGGUCGGGCUGGCCGGCACCUUCCGCGCCUUCCUCUCCUCACGCUUGCAGGAUCUCUACAGCAUCGUGCGCAGGGCCGACCGUGCCGCUGUCCCCAUCGUCAACCUCCGGGAUGAAGUGCUCUUCAAUAACUGGGAAGCCCUUUUCACAGGCAGCGGGGCUCCGCUGCGAGCCGGCACCCGUAUCCUCUCCUUCGACGGCCGGGAUGUCCUGCGGGAUGCGGGAUGGCCACAGAAGAGUGUGUGGCACGGCUCGGAUGCCAAGGGCCGGCGCUUGCCCGACAGCUACUGCGAGACGUGGCGAACGGAGGAGCGCGCCGUCACCGGCCAGGCUUCCUCACUGACCUCCAGAAAACUGCUGGAGCAGGUGGCCAGCAGCUGCCAGCACGCCUUCAUCGUCCUCUGCAUCGAGAACAGCUUCAUGACCGCCGCCAAAAAGUGACACCCACCCUCCCAUCCCCUGGGUACCCCCAUCUCCCCAGGGAGGGGCGGGGACCCUGCACCCCGGCACCCCUGGGGUCCUCAGCUCCCUCCACGUGCCUGCUCUCGCCCCGCAGGGUUUUCUUCUCCCACAGACCUGAAGCCAAAGAGUAUUGCCAUGGCCCCUGCCCUGGAUCGGCAGGGGCUUGGGUGCCACCCGGGGCAGAGCAGCCAUGAGCUGGCUGCCUUCCUCCUCCUCCUCCUCAUCCCCUCACUCUUCUUCUAAUAUUUAACCACUUCAGCUUAUUCCCCCACUUGCUUGGAUGCUCUUUUUGGCAUGGCUGGCUGGGAGGCUGCUUGACAGGGAGAUUUCAGAGCUGCCAUGUCAGGUGCCCUCCCCAGGAGCCUGUGGGGGCUCCCUGACCAGCACCCCAGCCCCACACUGUCCUCACCAGGAGCUUGGUGUUGGACCCAAAUCUCUGCUGCUGGGGCCAUGGGGUCUUCUCCAGCCAAAAUCCCAGCAUCCCACCCAAGGGACUGUCCCAUGGCAGUGCUUGGGCUCCCUCAGAUGGUCUCCCUCCUCCCCAGGUAAAGACUAUCCCAUCAUCAUCCUCACCUCCACCUCCCAGCCAGCAGAGCUCUGGUGGGGGUCUGGUCUCCCCCAUCCCCUCCACACACCCUCGGGACUUCUGUCCGUGCCCCUGCAGCCCAGGUACAGCCACAGUCAGCCCAGAACAGGUACUGGGCUGAAGGGGUGGCCCUGAUGUGUGGCCAGAUGUGCCCUUGGCGUGUGUUUAUGUGUGUGUGCGUGUUGAGUACGUGUGGUAUCAAGGGCAGGCACUGCCAUCCCCCCUCCCCAUGCCACCUUUGCUGGGCUUGAAUGGUGAAGGCGCAGCAAAACUGGUUAGAAUUGGUGUGGGCAAAUCCAAGGUGCUAAAAAAAACCAAAAAAAAAAAAAGAAAGAAAAAAGAGAAAUCUGUAACUAGCUUUUUUUUGUUAUUGUAU